AUGACCAGCAUCUCCCCUUUCAGAGUACCUGCGCCGUAUCUUUGUUUUGCCAUUGGCGCAGCAUCUCUUGUGAGUCUAGUCUUUCUGCGAUCUAUAUCAAGAUCCUCAGAAGUAGACAAGCGCAAGACCAUCCCUUCUCCAAACGCAACAGUACUCUCCCCUCUAUCGGAAGAGGGGGUCCAAAAACUGCCAUACCCUCCGGAUACAUUACCUGGAGCAAGAGACGUAAAGUCGCACUAUGGCAGCAUUCGAGUGUACGAAUGGGGCCCUGCCGAUGGAGAGCGCAUGUUGCUCAUCCAUGGUAUAUCGACACCAAGCAUUGCGUUGACUGACUUGGCGUACAAACUCGUCGGGAAAGGAUGUCGAGUGAUGUUGUUCGAUCUCUUUGGCCGCGGCUACUCCUCCGCACCCACUCCCAAGGACCACCACUAUGACUCCGCUCUGUACACGUAUCAGAUCCUCGUCUGUCUAAAUUCCUCGCCAAUCGCCUGGUCACCAUUUACCAUUGUUGGCUACUCCCUCGGCGGCGCGCUAGCAGCAGACUUUACAUCGUACUUCCCCAUCUUAAUCAAAGGGCUCGUCCUCGUUGCGCCAGGAGGGCUUAUCCGCAAUCGGCACAUCAGCUGGAAGAACAAACUGCUAUAUCAAAGUGGAGGGUGGGUGCCCGAGUGGAUAGUUGAGCGCAUGGUAGCGAAGAGGCUGUGGACAGGGCCGGAGACUAGUGGGCAGAUAGAAGCAGAGCCUGACGCUGUCGAGAACGCGGAAACCACUACGACUUCGCGCAAUAACGCCGUCUAUUUGUCUUCGAGACAUACUUUGUUACCGAGCAACCCUUACAGCACCGUCUCUGCAGUCGUGAACUGGCAGAUUGCGCACCAUCCUGGCUUUGUUCCAGCAUUUGUAUCGUCGAUUCGGUACGCGCCGAUACACGAUCAACACGAUCGCUGGCAAAUCAUCAGAGAGAAUAUUGAAAAGAAGAAUGGGAAGUUGGAGAAGGUGUGGCUAGUGCUGGGAGAGACGGAUCCAAUUAUCGUGGCCGAGGAGCUGGCCGAGGAUGCAAAGGGUAUAUUAGGGAAGGAAAUUGUGACUGUGAGAGUUGUAAAAGACGUCGGGCAUGAGAUUGCUAUUGAAAGGGCGGAUUCGAUUGUAGACAUUGUGGGGAGGGCCUUAGAGAGGGAGGAGUGGUAG
Cucurbitaria berberidis CBS 394.84 is the source of this 1188-nucleotide messenger RNA. Its product is annotated as alpha/beta-hydrolase. The transcript has 3 exons. The coding region runs from base 1 to 1188 and encodes 395 amino acids. The record is from RefSeq and is a predicted model, not a curated record. Lineage: Eukaryota; Fungi; Ascomycota; Dothideomycetes; Pleosporales; Cucurbitariaceae.